GCUGAGCAGCGCCUGGGUACACAGCGGCCUGGGAGACCCUCUGAGGGGGCGUGAGGCCAUGAACCUGGGAGAUGGUUUAAAGCUUGAAACUGAAUUACUGGAUGGAAAAACUAAGCUGAUACUGUCUCCAUAUGAGCGUAAAUCAAAAAUUUCUGUGAAGAUGGGAAAUAAGAUCAAGAUUGCAAAAUGUCCUUUAAGAACAAAACAAGUUGGACGUAUUCUGAAAUCAACUCAAAAUACUUACAUUGGGAAUGAAACUCACUUACAAAAGAAGAUAAUUGGUUCUGAAAUUUUACAGGCAAAUUGUGAAAAAAGUAAACUGACAUGUUCACCCACUAAGAACUUAUGUAAGCAGUAUGCAGAUAAAGACUGUCUUCAUGUCCAGAAAGAGAUUUCACCUGCAACUUCUAAUAUAAAGAAGAUUAGAGAUGCCACAGAAUCAUGUCUAGAGGCUAAACAGGGGCCUUUUGAAAAAUACGUUACAGCUGAAAACAUGAAUAGCAGUUUAGUGUGUCUCACACAAGACCAACUGCGUCAGAUUCUAAGGACUAUAAACCAAGGAAAUGGGUCUAUUUCUCUAAUUGAAAAUGGGAAGGAGGAAACAAGUCAAGAUAAUUUACAUUUAAACAAUAUUCCUAAUCAACCAAAAGAUGAGAACAUUAUAGAAUUACUUCAGAAAACUGAAAUUGUUUCACCUACCCCAAAUGAAAACAAACAUGUCUACAAUAAAGAUCAAGAGGCAGCUAUAGAGUGUGAGCAGAAAGUCACCAGAGAGAAUGAAUGGAAACCAGCUGGCAUAUUCAGCACUCUGGGGGAAAGGGAACGUGAUAGAAGUUUGUUGGAAGCAAAAAGAGCCCAGUGGAAAAAAGAGCUAGGGGCAUUAUUUACAGAUGAACAGGUAGCUCUAAAGAAGAAAGAAAAGGAAGCUUCUCAAAAAUGGAAUAACCCUUGGAAAAAGUCUGAAAGUGGUACAGAAGUAUGGGAUAAACUUGACCAACCUAGGGAAGCAGUACUGCAGGAGCAGCCUUGCAGCACUAUGAAGCAAGAACUGCAGAGAAAAUGGAUCGAAGAGUUGAGUAAGCAAACAGAAGAUGACCAGCAAAGGAAAACAGAAGAAAAAAUGAUAAAUUCAAAGGGUGAGGACCACGACAGGUGGGCAAUGCAUUUUGAUUCCUUAAAGAGUCAUCCUGGCUCUCAGUCUCGACUGUCCUCUCAGUUAACCCACCAACACCUGGAAUACAUCUGUCUCUCUCCCAACACUCCGGACCUGGCUGAUGUCAAAAGUGUAAACACACCUCCACCAGGAAACCAGGUAGAGUCUUCAGAAGAGCAAAGAGCAAAACCUGUUAUGGAUGUGGCUGUGGCACUCAGCCAGAAAACAAAUUUUCUCCGUUCUAUGACUGCUCUCUUGGACCCAGCACAGAUUGAGGAACGAGAAAGACGGCGACAGAAACAGUUAGAACAUCAGAAAGCCAUCACUGCUCAGGUGGAAGAGAAGCGCAGGAAGAAGCAACUGGAGGAAGAACAGAGAAAGAAGGAGGAGGAGGAGGAGGAGCGACGCUUAGCACGGGAACGAGAAGAGCUGCAGAGACAGUAUGAAGAGGACAUUCUUAAGCAAAGACAAAAAGAAGAAAUCAUGACUCUCAAGACAAAUGAGCUAUUCCACACAAUGCAGAGAGCACAGGAGUUGGCACAGAGACUGAAACAAGAACAAAGAAUCCGAGAAUUGACUCAGAAGGGCCAUGAUGCCUCUGGGCUCAUUAAAAAUCUUGGUGUUGAUACAGUACAAGUGGAUUAUAAGGCAUCUACUAAUAUUUCAAAUUCAAGACAUGACUCUGAUGAAGCUGGUGGGAAAACAAAUAAAUGUAUCAGUUCUACAACUUCCCCCAAGAAGGAUACUGGUGUGCAAACAGAUGACUUAAAUUUAGGAAUAUUCACAGAUGCACUAUCACACUAUGGAUCAGUAACAGAGAGAAGCUUUAUAAACUUUUCUUCUCCGGAGAUUUCUGCAGAAUUUAACGGACAGUUUAGCACUAAAAAAGAUAAGCAAGAACUAAGUGCGGACAAAGGAGCCAACUUAGAAAAAGAAAACAGCUGGUAUAAUGGCCAGUGUAAUCAAUUUGUAAGACCAGAAAAACAAACAAAACUCAUGAAGAAAUGUCCUAAAAAGCCUGCUUGGAAUAUAAAUAAGCCUCUCAAAAGGUAUGUUCCUGCAUCAGAAAAGUACCCUAAACAGCUUCAGAAGCAGAGAGAAGAAAAAAAGGUGAGAAGGCAGAUGGAACUGCUUCACUUGGUGGAGAGAAACCAUCCUGAAAACCUCUCCCAGUGUAGAGGCACUUCACCAGAAGCUCUUGCUUCACCUCACCAAGAAACUGAGUCAGAGAUUAGGUGGCAUCCAGCCAAAAAGGUGGAAGAACCUCUGAAAGCACUUCCAUUUAGUAAAGAAAGGUUUCAAUCACCACCAAUUCCGGCACUAAAAAACAGAACCCAACAAACUCAGACUAAUUCAUUACCCUUACCACUAAAAAGCAGUAACUACAACAGAGAGAAUCCGAUCUUAGGAAAUGGUCAAACAGAACCAUCAGAUGAGAUGUCUGAGCCAUCCCAUUUUAUUCCUUAUGUUCGGACAAAUGAAAUAUAUUACCUUGAUCCAGAUGCACCCUUGUCUAGGCCUUCAACCCAAGAUAACCAAUACCAAAUUUCUCAGGAUUGUGAACAAGAACUACCUGACUGUGACCGUAUCAAAGAUCCACUUCUUAACCCAAAAUUGGUGAAAAACAGGGAUCGACAGCAAGCAAUCCUUAAGGGCCUUUCAGAACUGAGACAGGGUCUUCUGCAGAAGCAAAAGGAAUUGGAAACUAAUCUCUUACCCUUAACUGCAAACCAAGAAGAGAAUUUUAGUUCUAAGUUUUAAAUAUGCCCAUCACUCAACUGCAUCUUUCAAGCAGCCUAGCUUUUGCAAGCACCCACUGAAAAGCUGUACAAUUAUGUAGUAAAAUGCUGUAUUUUUAAAUACAAUAAAACACUUUUUUAGAA
This is a messenger RNA of Nannospalax galili (Upper Galilee mountains blind mole rat), 3036 nucleotides long. RefSeq names its product coiled-coil domain containing 66 (gene Ccdc66). NCBI's taxonomy places the organism in Eukaryota, Metazoa, Chordata, Mammalia, Rodentia, Spalacidae. The record is from RefSeq and is a predicted model, not a curated record. Gene Ontology annotation, cellular component: cilium; microtubule; photoreceptor inner segment. Bases 59 to 2914 code for a protein of 951 amino acids. Gene Ontology annotation, molecular function: microtubule binding. The transcript has 18 exons. Gene Ontology annotation, biological process: cilium assembly.